Pygocentrus nattereri (red-bellied piranha) is the source of this 3614-nucleotide messenger RNA. RefSeq names its product keratinocyte differentiation factor 1a (gene kdf1a). Lineage: Eukaryota; Metazoa; Chordata; Actinopteri; Characiformes; Serrasalmidae. Gene Ontology annotation, biological process: regulation of epidermal cell division; keratinocyte development. Gene Ontology annotation, cellular component: cell junction. The record is from RefSeq and is a predicted model, not a curated record. Bases 284 to 1561 code for a protein of 425 amino acids. The transcript is spliced from 4 exons.
GCUCAGGUACAGCCCGAGAGAGCGGAGAAGAACCGAGCCUUCAACGAGAACCUCCGGCGUCAGCUGGGCCUGAAUCCCGCACACGUACCUCAGGGGUCAUGUGCAGGUCCGGUGUAAGGGGUUUGGGUGAAGAUUAGUGACGUAAAAGGUGAUUAACGUUAAUUUUCUCUAAAGUAAAAUAGCUCAGCUUUACUUCCGCGAUCCGCGCGCAGAGACGGCGGAUUCACAACAAAACAGCGAAGAUUUGUGACCCGAGCCUAUGAGGUCCUGAGCGCGGAGUGCCAUGCCUGGCCACAGCACUGCACCGAACCACAAGUCCCGCUCCCACACACACGGUUCGGGGCGCUGUAGGGCCGAGGGCUACCGGCAAGGUCGCGCCAACUCCCGGGACAGCACCACCAGCCAGGACUCCUGCCGGGAUCAUCACGGCACUGGCCAAGAACUGUACUUGGAUCACCACGGCACCUGCCAGGAACCAUACCGGGAUCGUCAUGCUGCUGGACAAGACCUGUCCCGGGAUCACUACAGUGACCGGCCACGGAUCAUUGACACACAGCCCUCCCAAAAGCCUCCGUCACGCUAUGCCAAUGGCCGCAGCUCCGAGACGCUGGGCUUCAUCCCGGGUUCGGCAGCGGUGCCGGUGGGAGGAGGCAGAGCCUGCGGUUCCUGCUCCUCCAUGGGCUGGAGUGGCUGCAGAGCCUUGCUGUGCUGCGUGCUCACUUGCGGCCUUUACGGCAACCGCCAGCCCUGCUUACCUCCUAACGAGAGCUCCACUGACGCCCUGCCGAAGUCUGAGCCAGAGCCUCGGAGAGCCCCCAUCCUGGCCAUGACCAACCCCACCUGCGGCAUAACGCUGGAGCCCAGCAAGCCCCCGCAGCUGCCCAGUUCUGAAAGCUUCCGCUAUCGUGAUGUCUACCUAGCUGGAAAGAAGGUGGUUUACCCCACCAACUCAGAAGCUCCGGCACGUCGUAGCAGGGCAGCGGGUAAAGGAGAGAGCCAGCGUCCGGUGAGCAAUACCAGCAUCUACUCCAGAGAGGAUCUGGAUGUGGACGACGUGGAUGAUGGCGGCACAGACAUCGACUCACUUAUCACCAAGAAGCUGCUGGAGCUCUACAAGCUUCACCAGAUUGAGCAGCUGGCAAAGUGUACAUCAGACCAGUCCUUCUCACGAAAGACCAACGAGAUCAGCGACCUGAUCAACAGCAUCGCGCAGGACUACAACCUAGAGGAGCAGGAGGCUGAGUGCCGGUUGGUGCACGGCGUCAUACGCAUCAGCACACGCAAGUACAAGUCUCAGAGCUCCAAAGCCUACAGCAACAAGGACUACAGAUCCCAGGAUGCACUGCUCCAGGCCAAUGGGAGGAGGGAUGGGACGCUGCCCGACAGCGGGAACGAGACGAUGACCUUCACCUUCAGCAAUGGGGAGCCAGAGGUUCAGGUGUCCGAUUUGACGCCGUCAGAUGAACUGGCCCGGAAGAUGAGAAUGCACAGUGGACGCAGCGCGUAUUACUCCAGCACAGCCACAGGAACAGACUCUUCAGGGGCACCUCUGCUGUGCUGACCACCCAGUUGGACUGGAUUUGAGACUCUACAACAGAACUAAAGACCACUCGGAUGCAUUAGAGACUGCACAACAGAAUUAAAGACCAUUCAGAUGGAUUAGACACUCCACAAAUGAACUAAAAACCUUUCAGGUGGACUAGAGACUACUCAGCUGAUGUAGGCACUGAAUUAGAGACCACACAGUGGGACUUUGAAACUGCAUGAAGACGGCUCAGCUGCUCUAGAGACCACUCAGCUUAACUAGAGACCACAUGGCAUGGUUAGAGAACACUCCACUGAGAUAGAGGCAGCAUGGCAUGGUUGGAUACCACUCCACCUUAGUAGCAAUUAAAGACUGCUCAGCAGGUGUAAAGGCCACUCAACUGGGAAACAUAGCUGGGUUAAAAACUACCUGGUUGGAUGAUAAAGUGUAUGGUUGCAGUAGAAACCACUCUAGCUGGGCUAGAGACCACUCAGUGGGACUAGAAACCACCUAACUAGACCACAGAGCAGAGUAGAUCCCUCUCAACAAGAUCAAAGACUACACUGCUAGGCUAGAGACCACACGGCCAGGUUAAAGACUGCACAAUAGCACUAGAGUCACCGUAGCUGGAUUAGAGACCACUUAUCUGGGCUAGAGACUGCUCUCAUGGACUACAGACUACUCGGUGAGAUUAGACACCACCUGGCACCACAGCAAAAUUAAAGACUGCACAGCUGGGCUAGAGACCACAUGGCUAGGUUAUAAAGAUGGCACAACAGCACUAGAGACGCAACAGUUAGAUUAGAGACUGUCUAGUUAACUGCUGAGUUUAAGAUUGCAUAACAAGACCACUCCAUUGGACUAGAGAUCAAACCAUUCAGCUGAGCUAGAGACUACUCAGAUGGACCGGAGACAGCUCAGCUGGAAUAGGGACCCCUUAGGUGGACUGAAGACUGCUCAGCUUAGAUAGGGACCCUUCAGAUGGAUUAGAGACUGCUCAGCUGGACGAGAGACCGCUGAGAUGGCCUGGAGACCACUCAGCUUGGCUAAGGGCCCUUCAGAUGGAUUAGAGACUGCUCAGCUGGAUGAGAGACCACUGAGAUGGGCUAGAGACUGCUCAGAUGGAUUGGAGACAGCUUAGCUGGGCUAGGGACCUUUCAGAUGGACUGGAGACCACUCGACUGGACAUCGCUCAACUGGCCAAGGAACCCUUCAGAUCUACUGGAGACUGCUCACCUGGGCUAGAGACCAGUCACAUAGGCUAGAGACUGCUCAGAUGGAAUGGAGACUGCUCAGCUGGCCUGUAGACCACUCAGAUGGAUUGGAGACUAAACAAGGCACCAGUUGUAUCCGUUGAGCCUCCUGUCUCUUCACUGCUCCAGGCAGCUGUCCAACCUGUCCAGGAGUGUUUUAUCAGAGUGAGGACGUUGGCUGAGGUCAGGCUGAUGGGAUUAGGCUGAUGUUCUGUAUCCGUGACCAUCCUGAGAAGAACCCAGCUCGGUCUGAAGCUGAUAAGAUGGAUGUGUCCUCCUGGUGUCUCCUCUGUCCACCGUAUUUACGACUUCAUCACUGUUUUUAUAUUUUCUUUAUUUUUCCCUCCGUUGUACAUGAGCAGCUGCCCCUCCGUCUGAUGGAUGAGGCUAGAGUGAUGUGCCUGGCUUUGGUUCCUCGCGCUGCUCCUGUCCGUAACCGUCCUCCUGUUAUGCCAUCCUGAGAUCAUCUUCAAACUGUCUUAUGUUACAAACUGAGCUACAUUGUUUUGCCCCACAUUUUCUGUUAUUUUUUCACUUUUAUAACACGUUAUGAUGUUUAUUGUUCUGUUUUGUGUUUUUUUAUAAAUAAAAGUAUGUUCUAUAUUUUCUCUGAUUUUUGUUCACAUGUGUGAAGUGCACAGUGUGUUUGACAUGGGUGUUUAUGGACUCUGAUGGUGUUUUAUUUUGAUCUGAUAUUUUUGAGGAUGAGCCAAAAAAAAAAAGCCAUUUAUUUACUAAAUGCUGCACUUUUUAAAUUUCCCUAGAUAUUUUUUUGCUUCCUUCCUCUCAUUCUCUUUCUACUCUUUUUCUUCUUACUCACUUUCUGAUGGCUCUCC